Messenger RNA from Zymoseptoria tritici IPO323, 792 nucleotides. RefSeq lists its product as uncharacterized. NCBI's taxonomy places the organism in Eukaryota, Fungi, Ascomycota, Dothideomycetes, Mycosphaerellales, Mycosphaerellaceae. The transcript is spliced from 4 exons. The coding region runs from base 1 to 792 and encodes 263 amino acids. The record is from RefSeq and is a predicted model, not a curated record.
AUGGCUACCAAACUCAUCACCAUUGUCGGCAUCACUGGUACUCAGGGCGCUUCGGUCGCCGAUGCAUACAUCAACGAGCCCGGAUGGAAGAUCCGUGGCAUCAGUCGUGAUCCGAGCAAGGCGUCUAGCAAAGCAUGGACCGAUCAAGGUGUCGACAUGGUUUUUGCAGACCUGGACGACAUCGGCAGUCUCAAGACCGCAUUCAGCGGCUCCAACGUUAUCUGCGGCGUCACCGACUUCUGGCAGCAAAUGCAGGACAAGGGAAAUCAAGAGAGGGCCAAGAGGACUGGCAAGACCAUCAACGUUAUCUCCUUCGAGGCCGAAAUCCAGCAAGGCAGAAACAUUGUCGAUGCAGCCCAGUCCACUAUCGUGACUCUCGACAUGCUAGUGCUUUCUGUGCUGACCGAUUCGAGGAAGUGGAGCGGAGGAAAGAUUACGUGGAACUACCAUUUCGAAAGCAAAUGGCGUAUCGUCGAGUAUCUGCAAGAGAAUUACCCCGGGCUUCACGGGAAGUCGUCGUUUUUCCAAGCGGCGUGCUAUUUGUCGAAUCUUGACACAACUUUGGCUCCUCGAAUGAACCUCGGUGUGGAGGUGAAGUAUCAGCGCGGGACUGUUGAUGCCAUGGACAAGCUCAUGCCAGGCGGAAUGGGCAUGGAGUUUGGCGAGGCGCUAGAGUAUCUGAACAGUCCUGGAUACUACGGCGGCGAAGCUGCCAUCCGGGAGUUGAAUCUCAUCACGCCAGACGACCUCACCGAAGUCAGAGAGUUUUUGAAGGAAAGGACGUUGUUGUAG